CGACAAGUUGCUUUUCCAGACGACGAUUUAAAGCUGAUGAUAUGAAGGAUUGUUGCGGCGAUCCCUGAUCCGUUAGCUGGACCUAAAGGUGUUCGAAUGAUGCUUUUCAUUCGUAGUAUCAUUGGGUGCGUGCUGAUAUACUUGUACGGCCUCGAACUUGUUAAUGAUCUGUGCCCAGGUUUUUCGGGUUAGCUGGCAUGUACUGGUCACUCUAGUACUUGUCUGUUGCAGAUGCGACGGUCUUGGUGUUUUUAACACCUCUCACGGCAGCGGUGGCUGGAUCUGUAUUUUUGAAGGAGAGCUACUCCGUCAAGCAAGCUGUGACGGGAGGCAGGCCCGCAUUCCUAUUUGGCCCCCUGAAUGCUAUUCCUCAAGGACUCCCAGACGUGGCAUUUGCGCAAAGGCUGGCGGGUGUUGGAGCGCGUAUGGUUUGCGUGCUUGGAAUUACUGGAGCAUAUACAUUGAUUCGUGCAAUUGGGAUUCGGGAAACGCGCUCACCCGAUGCAUGUAAUGAGAUACUUUUCAUCAUGGUGCACAAUUAUAUCAUCUUUGGGGAUGGUUGUCUUCGAUAUUCCCGUUGUAUAUCCUACAUCAUGAAUGUGGAUGCCU
Messenger RNA from Suillus bovinus, 609 nucleotides. RefSeq lists its product as uncharacterized. NCBI's taxonomy places the organism in Eukaryota, Fungi, Basidiomycota, Agaricomycetes, Boletales, Suillaceae. Bases 164 to 511 code for a protein of 115 amino acids. The transcript has 5 exons. The record is from RefSeq and is a predicted model, not a curated record.